AUGGCUGGCAAGAAAAAGUCCAAGAAGCCCGCGGCCAACCCAGCCCGUGGUUUUGCUACCACGUCCCUUCCUUCCAAGCCGAGAGAGGCCGCCGAAGACGUUGCGCCACCAAAACCCAACAACAACAGCAACAACGAUACCACCAAGAACAAUGUCCAAGCAUCCAAAGAUGCCCCCGCGACCAACGGAACGACCGCUCCCACAGAGGCCGCCAAGGCUGCGCCAGAAAAGACCUUGAGCCCAGAAGAGUUCGAGCGCCAGCUGGAAGAGUCCGAGUUACAGUUGUUGGUCGAGAAAUAUGCGCCCAAGGUGCGCCGAGAUGCGCUGCGCCAAAAGACCCGUCUCGAGACCGACAGACGUCUGCUACGAGGCCAGGCCGAUUCCGUCAAUGCGAAAAAGUGGCUGCCUCAAGACUUGAUGGACCAUGUCCUGGACCUGAUCCAGGCCGAAAGUCGCUUUGCUGCUUCCAGUCUUACCUCCGAGGGCGCAACUAGCAGAUUGCCCCCAGAGGAAGACCUCAUCAUCAAGCUAUGGACCCUCCAACAGACCCUCGAGGGCGCCGAUUUUCCACAAGAAAAGAUCCAGCCCGCACUACAGUUUGCCUUGGACAUUGCUCCCAAUAUUUCCUCCACAGUUAAGAGCGAUUCCGUCUGGGGUCUCGACGAAGUGCUGGAUUGGCUAGCCAGAGAAUGUUCCAAGGAGGAGCUCCCUGAUUACAGUGGUCGCGCAAAGAAGUCCCAGAUAGACACCCCCUCGGAAACACCUCUCCCGUCCGGCGCAGUCACCCCUCAACUUCCCGAGCUAGGCCCGCGCGGCAAGAAGGCCAAGAACAAUCAAACCUCCCGGUCAUCCCGAGCCCCUUCUCCGAAACGAUCAAAGGUGGUUUUUGACGAGUACAUUGAGCCCGAUCAAUUGCUCCCCUUUUACCUGGAAACCAAGACCAAACUGUUCGAAAUCCAACGCCCCCGCCUGGACACCGCAAAGGGCAAGAAGGGCAAGGCCGAGGCAAACCCGAGUGAUCCAGAAGAGGCCCUUCUGCUGGCCAAGAUCGAGCGAGUCGAAAAGGAUAUCCUGUUUGACAAGUAUGUUGCCGAGCAACAAUGGAGAGACAAGAAGAUCGAUUUGGAAAAGGACUAUGCGGCCAACAAGAAAAAGCAAGUGGAGGAGGAACAAGAGGAAACGCCUGCGUCAACCGAGGUGGACGAUAUUGCUGCUGAAGCGGAGCGCAUGGCCGCAGAACUUCUUGCCGAGAACCCCGAGGAUGAUGACGAGGCUCUUGCCGGUCUGUUUGCCAGCCUUCCCGUAAAUGAGGUUGAUCCCACCACCGGAAAGACAAACACGGUCAUGAAUAAUGCCGAUGGUUCCAGGAUUCAGAUCAGGGACUUUGGAAAGUGGACUGGCGUGAGCCCCAUGCGUGCGCUAGAGGAGGCUUGUCGGUCUAGGGACAAUGCUGUCAAGAUCUCGUAUCAUGUUUUGUCGGACGUUUCCUUUGCCAGCAGACAUGCCGUCAAGAUUCUCUGGUCCAAACCCCAGGAGAUCCCCGCUCCUCCGGACUCGGACGAUAUCGAGGUCUUCACGGCGCCCACCCAGUUUGUGUUCAAGAUGGUGUCCAUCGCCACGCCAGAUGCGAAGCAGUCCGAGGCAUACAUUGCUACUAUCGCCUUGUUCCUCAUCUUUAGCUCUUCAGCCAAGGAAGAAAAGGUGGCCAUGAGGCUGCCUGUGGCCUGGAAGGAUCUUUGGUCAGAAAUGGCCGAAGCCCGGAAGAGCAAGGCUGACGAGGCAGACCGCGCGGUCGUGAAACACUUGCGCGAUCUGGUUCGGAAGCGGAUGGACCAGGAAUUGGAGGAUGGUGUCAUCAUUCAGGGUGCUUUCAAGGGUCGUGGCCAAUCCCGGACUCAGACAGAUUCGGAAUCGGACCAGGAGCGGGCAAAGCGCAACGCCCAGGACCCCGAGUAUUACCAGAGGAUCUGGCUGCAAAAGGCCAGCACGCCUAGGUUCCAGCAAAUGCUGGCGUCUCGCAUGCAGCUUCCCAUGUGGCAGUUCCGGCAACAGGUUGUCGACACUGUCGAGAGAGAACAGGUGGUGAUCAUUUGCGGAGAGACUGGUUGCGGAAAGAGUACACAGGUCCCCUCUUUCUUGCUGGAGGAUCAGCUCAUGAAGGGCAGAAACUGCAAGAUUUACUGCACGGAACCUCGUCGUAUUUCGGCCCUCUCUUUGGCCAAGAGAGUCAGCGAGGAAAUUGGUGAGGGUAGAGGUGACCUGGGUACACCUCGGUCUCUGGUGGGUUAUUCGAUCCGUCUCGAGGCAAACACUUCGAGAGAAACUCGCCUUGUUUACGCUACCACGGGUAUCGUCAUGCGUAUGUUGGAGGGAUCUAAUGACCUCAACGAGAUCACCCAUUUGGUUCUCGAUGAAGUUCAUGAACGUUCCAUUGACAGUGAUUUCCUCUUGAUCGUUCUCAAGAAGUUGCUCGCUCGGAGAAAGGAUCUCAAGGUGGUUCUCAUGUCAGCCACGGUGGAUGCCGAGCGCUUCUCCAACUACCUUGGCGGAGCGCCAGUUCUGAAUGUUCCCGGCCGAACGUUCCCCGUCAAGGUGGCCUAUCUGGAAGAUGCCGUUGAAUUGACGGGUUAUACCCUCGAUCAGCGGAAUCCCGUCGCAUCAAAGCUUACUGAGCUUGACGACGAGGCGGAUGCCGAGGUUGAUACGUCUUCCAAACCUGAGCUGAUCCAGUCGCUCAGGAACUACUCUGCCAGAACUCGCAAUACUCUGGCGCAAAUGGACGAGUAUCAGAUCGACUUUGACCUGAUUGUCCAGCUGAUUUCUACGAUUGCCACCCAUCCGGAUUAUGUCGAUUUCAGCAAAGCCAUUCUGGUCUUCUUGCCCGGUAUCGCUGAGAUCCGGACACUCAACGACAUGCUGCUCGGCGACAAAGCCUUUGCUGAUCACUGGCUGGUCUACCCGUUGCAUUCUACCAUUGCUACUGAGGACCAGGAAGCCGCCUUCCUCGUUCCUCCUCCCGGUUUGAGGAAGAUUGUCUUGGCUACCAACAUUGCCGAGACGGGUAUUACCAUUCCCGAUGUCACCUGUGUCAUUGACACUGGCAAACAUCGUGAGAUGAGAUUCGACGAACGGAGGCAACUGUCCCGACUUAUUGAUACCUUCAUUUCGCGUGCCAACGCCAAGCAGCGUCGUGGUCGUGCCGGUCGUGUGCAGGAGGGUCUUUGCUUCCACAUGUUCACCAAGCACCGCCAUGACAACAUCAUGAGCGACCAGCAAACUCCCGAAAUGCUGCGUCUUUCCCUGCAGGAUCUUGCUAUUCGCGUCAAGAUUUGCAAGAUUGGUGGUAUUGAAGAGACUCUGGGCGAGGCGCUCGAUCCACCUUCGGCAAAGAACAUUCGUCGUGCCAUUGAUGCCCUUGUCGAUGUUCGUGCCCUUACCGCCUCAUCGGAGGAGCUCACGCCGCUCGGCAUUCAGCUGGCCCGCUUACCGCUCGACGUGUUCCUGGGCAAGCUCAUCCUUCUGGGCGCCAUCUUCAAGUGUCUUGACAUGGCCAUUACCGUGGCCGCUAUUCUUUCGUCCAAGUCCCCCUUCGUUGCGCCGUUUGGACAGCGUCAACAAGCCAACACCGUCCGCAUGGGAUUCCGCAAGGGUGACUCGGACCUUCUGACCGUUUACAACGCAUACCAGUCUUGGAAGCGUGUGUGUCAGUCGUCGACCAGCGGUGGCGCCGAGUUCCAGUACUGCCGGAAGAACUUCCUCUCGCCCCAGACGCUGGCGAACAUUGAGGAUCUCAAGGGCCAACUUCUCGUGUCGGUUGCCGACUCUGGCUUCCUGCAGCUAACGACUCAAGAGAGACAGGUGCUUAACAGGCUUCGGUUUGGUGGAAAACGUCGGUACCAAGCCUUCUAUGAGGUUCCUCAGCGGGUCAAUAUCAACAGCGACAAUGAGUUGAUUGCUCAGUCGGUAAUCGCGUGGAGUUUCUACCCCAAGCUCCUGGUGAGGGAUGUGCCCGGCAGCAAGGGCCUGCGCAACGUGGGCAACAACCAGAACAUUAGCUUGCAUCCUAGCAGUGUGAACAAGGGUCAUAACGAGCUGCGGUGGUUGAGUUAUUAUAAUAUCAUGCAAACCAAAGGAAGCGUCUACAAUGCCCACGAGACCACCGCCGUGGAUCCAUUCGCGGUUGCCCUCCUCUGCGGUGACGUCCGCGCCGACAUGUACUCGGGCGUGCUUGUGCUCGACGGCAACCGCGCCCGCUUUGCCGUGUCCGACUGGAAGACGAUGCUGGUGGUCAAGAUGCUGAGGACCCGACUCAAGGAGGUGAUGGCGCGCAGCUUCAAGAACCCCGGCAAGCUGCCGACGGCGCAGCAUGAGCGCUGGCUGGAGGUUUGGCAGCGCGUCUUUACCAUGGCUAUGGAGCAGAGGGAGAAGGCGGCGGCUACGGCUUCGAGUGUUUCGGUUGCUGCUUAG
Messenger RNA from Neurospora hispaniola, 4467 nucleotides. RefSeq names its product P-loop containing nucleoside triphosphate hydrolase protein. Gene Ontology annotation, cellular component: intracellular anatomical structure. The transcript is spliced from 3 exons. The record is from RefSeq and is a predicted model, not a curated record. Gene Ontology annotation, molecular function: RNA binding; helicase activity; ATP binding. Lineage: Eukaryota; Fungi; Ascomycota; Sordariomycetes; Sordariales; Sordariaceae. Bases 1 to 4467 code for a protein of 1488 amino acids.